AUGUCGUCGCCAAUCGAUCUCACGACGAGCGACGAUGAGAUACUGUCAUCUCAACCGCGCGCGAAAGGCAAACGCAAAAUAAUCGAUUUGAGCGGCUGUGACGAGACACCGACCAAGCGCGGACAGCCUCCAUCCAUGAGCUCUUCACGGCCAUCUUCUUCAAAAUACAGCCGCGAGGCUCACUUCCCAGCACAUAAAGAUGAAUAUCACACACCCUCCAAAAGCUCAAAUAACGCCCGCAGCCGUCACGCUGGCCAUUCCACAUCGAGUUUUUCCUCGCCCAUCGAAAAGCACCGCGGAAACAGCUCACUCUCGUCACCAGCCACAUUCAAAGAUAGCGAGGACGAGCCCGACGAGGCUUUCGAAUUCGAAGAGAUCACCCGGAUCAAAUUCGAACAAGAUGCCCACCGCGGAGUCGCAAAAAAACCGCCCGCGGGCUACAAAAUCGUCAACUCUGCGCAUAUGCUUGGAGUCUCGCUCAAAGCUGGGACCAAUGUCGAGCUGAGCGAUGGAGAGUUUCUCCGCAUUGUCUACAUCUUCCGAAACAUGGGCGAAAGUCGGGACAGUGUCGAUGCAUACAUAUUGCGCGGCAUGCUGCUUCGCAGGACCUCCAGUAGGAACCCUGCUACGGGCGGUAUGUUUCCAGCGACGAUGAAUGAGCUCGUCGCAAUCAUUUCUAUUCCAAUGGACGACCAUCGCCCCACUCUCGAAGCAGGACUCCAGGACCGUGCUUUGAGUGAAGUCACUUGCAUUCGUGAGAUUCGUUUCACGAACGCCGCAUCUCGGUUCGUUGACGCUGAUUACGCCGACUUUUCCUUCCGCGAAGAUGACGAUCAGACAAGGUGGUACAUGGUGGACCCAAUACAAAACAAGCUCGUCCACAACAGACCAGUCAUAUUGGCAGAAGCUCAUCUUGUUUGCAGGUGGAAGUUCGUAGAGUACUACUGCCCGGACAUGAAGUCGAACUCCCAUGCCUGCUUAAUGCUGGAGCCGGACGAAGCUGAUGCUGACUAUCGGCUUACCAAUGCCCAACUCAUCCGACGAUACUUUCGCCGGACGCGYGGAACAUUCGAUGGAGCAGCUAAUAAGAACACCGCCAUCAAAGGAGAUCUAGCCGAUUUGUUCUGCGGCAGCGGUGGAGCGUCCGAGGCCGCCCGACUUGCAGGCGUUCACGUUGCAGUUGCCGUUGACAAGAAGGAGUGCGCUUUCUGGUCUCCAGUUCACACAGUUGCCGGUAGGAAUGACGAAGCGAACGAAAGCGCUGCUUUCAUGGUAAAUGCUGCUGCGAAAAAGCUCGGCUGUAGAAUCAUGAUCUUCGAGCAAACACCCGGCUUCGUGAGAAUCAAGAAGCACAGACCGCAGUGGCAUGCAUUUAUCCAACAAUUCACCAGCAUGGGGUUCAGUGUCAAAUGGAGAACUAUCAAGGCCGCAGACCAUGGCGGGCCCAACGCGAGACUCCGUCUAUGGCUUUACGCAACGUGCCCAGGACAGAAUAUGCCAGAGGACAUACAACCUACUCACGGCCCAAUUGGCUCUGGCCUGAUCCCGUACGUCACGGUCCGACAGGCACUCGCGAACAUCCCAGCGGGAGCUACUUUGCAUGAUCCAGAAGCUCAAGCAGAGAAAUUCCGGWUAACUGGCAAGCCCUCGCUGCCUCUUGCUGAAUGGGACAAGCCUCUGAAGCACAUCAUACCUACAGCUGGACCUCAGGCGCUGCAUCCAGAUGGACGACCCUUUACCAUCAGGGAGGCGAUGUGUCUGCAAGGCUUUCCCUUCCACUAUCAACUUAUAGUGGCUCAUUACGCAAGCUUGAAGGAGGCUCUUCGAUUCACAGACGAGGAACUGGCUGCGCACAAAGAUGGAAUCAUGGAGGAGAUUCAAGCGCAUAGGCACGAGAUUGUGGACUUGGACGAUUGA
Messenger RNA from Ramularia collo-cygni, 1917 nucleotides. RefSeq lists its product as uncharacterized. The transcript has 4 exons. Lineage: Eukaryota; Fungi; Ascomycota; Dothideomycetes; Mycosphaerellales; Mycosphaerellaceae. The coding region runs from base 1 to 1917 and encodes 638 amino acids. Gene Ontology annotation, molecular function: methyltransferase activity. Gene Ontology annotation, cellular component: nucleus. The record is from RefSeq and is a predicted model, not a curated record.